AUGGCUGUUGAUGAAAGUUUCAUAACCCAGUUUGAGGUGUAUACUGGAAAGGCCACCCAAGACUCAUCGUUCACUUUGGGAGAAAAUGUUAUGCUCCAUCUUACUGAAUCAUACAUGCAGUCUCACCGACUAAUUGUGUUCGAUAACUUCUUCACGUCAUACAAUCUGAUGAAGUCACUAAAUGAAAGAGGACUUUUUGAAGUUGGAACAUUGAGGACAAACAGAAUGGGACUUCCAGGUAUGAUCAAGAAACAAGACAAAUUACAAUGGGGGCAGUUUAUGUUCAAAACAAAGGGAUGUGUCCCAGCAAUAAAAUGGAGAGAUAACAAGACUGUGACAAUACUAAGUAUUUAUCAUAGCCCAAAAGAUGUAACCUUUGUCAAUAGGAAAAACAGAGAUGGUACUUCAUCAGAGGUCUUCUGUCCUAAAGCAGUUUCAUAG
This is a messenger RNA of Schistocerca cancellata (South American locust), 441 nucleotides long. RefSeq lists its product as uncharacterized. The transcript is spliced from 2 exons. NCBI's taxonomy places the organism in Eukaryota, Metazoa, Arthropoda, Insecta, Orthoptera, Acrididae. Bases 1 to 441 code for a protein of 146 amino acids. The record is from RefSeq and is a predicted model, not a curated record.